This is a messenger RNA of Anopheles coluzzii, 5157 nucleotides long. RefSeq names its product dual specificity protein phosphatase Mpk3 (gene Mkp3). Gene Ontology annotation, biological process: protein dephosphorylation; negative regulation of MAPK cascade. The transcript is spliced from 6 exons. Lineage: Eukaryota; Metazoa; Arthropoda; Insecta; Diptera; Culicidae. The coding region runs from base 632 to 2212 and encodes 526 amino acids. Gene Ontology annotation, cellular component: cytoplasm; cytosol. Gene Ontology annotation, molecular function: protein tyrosine/threonine phosphatase activity; MAP kinase tyrosine/serine/threonine phosphatase activity. The record is from RefSeq and is a predicted model, not a curated record.
GCGCUGGCUGGUUCUGUUUUAGUUCCCAUUUCACUGCUUCGGAGGCUGUGCACAGUUCCAACCUUCAAAUAAUUACACCAGCCCAUUACGCCUGGCACGGAUCCCUGCGGCGGCUGCUCUGCUCUGGUACCAGAGUGGUGAGGACACACACGCGAGACUGUUUUGAGUUGGCUUGAAGCUGGCACAAUUGGUAAUUUUGUGGUACGUUCAAAUUAAUAAAACGCGAACCGUGGGCUUGAGUCAAGAGUGUUUUUUUAGCGCAUUAGCUCCAGCGAUGACGAUCGAACCUUCUGCACUUCGGCGAGUUGAAUGAAGCAACAUCGAAAGAUCGUUUUCUAACAGAAACAGUGAGUGUGCGAGUGUGUGUGGUGUGAAAAGUGUGAAAAAAUGGACUGUGUGCGAUAGCUUUUGCGGCUGCUCCUGUUGCGGGUAAAGGGCCACGGUAAAGGCCAGAAAGGUAAACAAACAAAGUGUCAAAAGUGUUCGCGAUAAGCGCGAUAAUACACGCACGCACACACCCAACAACCGGCGAGUCUCGUUUCGGCGUUGAAGCAGCUCCUAAAAACACGUGUGAAGAAGAAGAAGAAGAAGACAAAAAGACAAGCACAAACCACCAACAACAACAACAACGAUGCCCGAUCACGAUAUCGAGAUGAUAACGAGCGAGCAGCUGCACGCGGCGCUGCGCAAGUCGCAGAAGCACUUCAUCAUACUGGACUGCCGCAGCUCGCACGAGUACACGGAAAGCCACAUCCGGACGGCGGUCAACUUCUCGAUCCCGUCCAUCAUGCUGCGCCGGUUCGCGGCCGGCAAGAUCGACAUCACGUCCACGAUCAAGUGCCGCGAUCUGAAGGAGCGCAUCCUGUCCUGCUACAAGGAGAGCACGUUCGUGCUGUACAACAAUAGCAACGAGCCGGUCGGGGACAGUGGCGGCGGCGGUGGCGGGGGAGCUGGCAGCCGCGAGGAACUUGUCAUGAUGGCCACCGGAUGUGGUGCCGGCCUGGUGCCGGCGAGCGGUACGGCGGCCGCCGGCAACGAUACCACGAUUAAUGUGCUGCAUCGCAAACUCAAGCAAGAUGGCUGUCGGGUGGUCUGUCUCGAAGGUGGUUAUGCAAACUUUCGUCAGUCAUUUCCGGAGUGGUGCGAGGAUGAAGUCAUCAACGCGAACCUGCAGACGGGCUGUGCGGCAACGGAGCAACUGAUGGGAUUAAGAUCCCUCCGCAUUUCGAUCCCAUUCUCGGACUCGGCGUGCAGCAGCAGCACCGAGUCGUCGGACUGUGAGAGCAGCACCAACUACCUGUCGGAGGCGGCGGUUAGCGUCGAGCCGGUCGAAAUACUGCCCGGCCUCUUCCUCGGCAAUGCCUCGCACAGUGAGGAUCUGAAGUCGCUGAAAAAGUACAACAUUAAAUACAUUCUGAACGUGACGCCCGAUCUGCCGAAUGUGUUCGAACGGGACGGCCAGAUACGCUAUCUGCAGAUACCGAUCACCGACCACUGGUCGCAGGCGGGCGAUCUGGCGAACCACUUCCCGGAUGCGAUCAAGUUCAUUGAUGAAGCCCGCUCGAACGGGUGCGGCGUGCUGGUGCACUGUCUGGCCGGCGUGUCCCGCUCGGUGACGGUCACGCUCGCCUACCUGAUGUUCGCCCGCACCCUCUCGCUGAACGACGCCUUUCUGCUGGUGCGCUCGCGCAAACCGGACGUCUCGCCCAACUUCCACUUUAUGCAGCAGCUGCACAGCUUCGAGCAGCAGCUCAACAUCGACCCGACCCAGUCGGCGUCCGCCAAGCAGGCGCUCUACUCGGCCUCCUCUUCCUCAGCGGCCUCUUCCUCCUCGGUCGGCGGCGGUGCAUCCUCAACCGGUGGCCAUUCCGUGUCCACGACCCCGUACAGUGCCAGCUCGAUCGGGUCGUCCGGGUCGGGAUCGGCCGGGCUUGAGCCGUCGGCACGCCAGCACCUCCACCACCACCAGCACCACACGACGACGCCCCACCACGCCGCGCAUCUGCACCAUCAGCAUGCGAUGCAGUCGAAGCACUCGAUGCAUCAGGUCCACUCCCGGCACGCGGUCAAGUACACCUGCGCGUGCGUGGAGGUGGAGUGCAAGUGUACGCAGGCGGCGAUCGAUCUGCUCGGCCCGUUCACCACCGGCAUCUCGCCCGACUCCGGCAUCGAGUUCGACCGGUGGACGCCGAGCAGCAACACGCCGAAAUGAGAUACGGCCGGCGUGGAGGGUGGACGGUUCCAACUGCCGGACCACUUCCACCACCACGAUGAUCAACCCGGUGGCGGUGGGGUCGUUGCCACCGUCGCGGAAGACUCCGGCUCAUCCUCGUCCGAUCCGGCAGGCUAAAGAGAGAGCGAGAGAGCGAGAGAGAGGGAUCUUCUGAGACACGUUUUUCGCUUCGCGCGUGUGUGUUGUUGUAGUUGGUGGUGUAGCGCCUCCAACGCACACACACACACACGCGUUAGCCAGCACCCGUUUCCCUUGUCCUCUGAUAGGACGCUCUGUUUCGGAAAAGCCCCCGCAUUUCCCUUCCACGGGAAUGGACGAAACAGGAAACCCGAAAAGGGACGGAACGAGUGCAUCAUCGUCAUCAUCCCAUCAUCAGAUCAUCAGGCAUUUUUGGUGAAGAGAAAGGAAGAGAGAGAGAGAGAGAGAGAGAGAGAGAAAGAGAGAGAGAGAGAGAGAGAGAGAGAGAGAGAGAGGGAGAAGUAGAGAGUUUCUCGCUUUAGUGUGUGUAUGUGUUCUUGUAUUAGCAGUGGGGGAGAAAUCCGACGCAAGGAUGCUGAUUAGUAGAGUAGACUUAUACAUAUAUACAUACAUACAUACUACACUACGCUAUAUACACAUCCAAUGGUAUAUAAAUAUAGAGAUACACCCAUACGUAUAGUGCAUAUUAUAGAUAUAUAUUUAUGUUAACACACGUCUCGUUAUUAUGAAUUAAAAUCAAACACAAAAAAGCCAACAACACAAACCACCACACAGACGAUCGAUUAUUUCCCUUUCAUUCAAUUCAACUCCAUUCAUGUGCGUAUGCGUGUGCAGUAGUGCGCAGCGCGCCCUGUAUUUGUGUAUGUGCGCGUGUGUCUCUGUGUAUGUGCAUUUUUAUGAAGAGAAAAAGGUGGGAGUGGAGGGGGGGUUGAUGGUGGGUCAUUUGUGUAGAUGUAUUGCUGUUCAAGGCACGCCUCCAGGUGAGUAUUGGUUUUUGAUCGAACAACAGCACACACCGCAGUAGGCGUCUCAGCAGGACCCUUCUUCCUUUCGUUUCCCUUUUUCAAUCACUCUUCUUCCUCACAAGUCGCCCCAACCCCCUCCCCCCUUUACCCACGUGUGAAUGUUUAACGUUUUUUAACGAUACUCAUUGAGGUGUUUGCACACACAUACACACAUACACACAGUUACUACCUUGAGCCCUUGAGCUACUUUGAAAAUUUAGAGAAAGAAAGAGAGAGAGAGAGAGAGAGAGAGAGUUAAGUGUAAAAGAAAAAGUUGGAAGAAAAUGGAAUUUUAUGCUGUUGUUGUCGUUUGUGAAUGGAUUUAUGGAGGUGGUUUGUGGAUUUGUAUGCGAAAGGAUUGUAGUUAGAUUGAAAAGGGAGGGGGGAAGGGAGUUGACCCCAGUUUUGUACUUUUGCCCGCCAAAAAAGCUGGCAGGUGGAGGAGAAGGGGGAAGGGGGAAAAGGUUAGAGAUUAUAAUGGUUAGAGGUUGCUCAUAAUGAGGAAUUGGAAUAAGUCGGUCGGACACAGCGAGAGAGACAGAGAGAGAGAGAGAUGACAAUUUUAAAAAGACUAUUUGAUAGGCAGAGAGGAAACGGGGGGACGAAGAUAAAAAAAAAACAUUAAAUGUGAAAAUUCGUUUUGGUUUAAAGCAGAUCGCACAAAUUUAUUAAGCUUACUAGAGAGACAAAGGGUGACCAUGCCAGCAACAAAAAACGACAACAUUCCGCAAUCCGCAAUUUGUAUCUUCCACUAUUUAAAAACAAACAAACAAACAAACAAACAAAGCCGGCAUCAUCGUUCAUCUCUUCCUGUUUUAUGCGAUCGCCGAACAACGAUCGCUCAAAGAUUUUACCGACACACUCUGCUGCUGUCGUUACUGUUGCUACUUAGUUGUUGUGUUGUUGUAUUUUCUUUAAAAAAAAAUCCUUCUUUUGCUUCUAUUCCUCCAAUGUGCCAGCAGUGUAACAGUAACAGCAGCAGCUUUCCUCUUGCAGCAAGCGAAACGAAUAAAAGAAGGGAGUGAAAUCAUCAUCCAUUUUGAAACAAUAAAAAGAAACUGUUAAAAAGGUUGCAAGAACAAACAAAAAAACCAUUUAAAGAGAAGCGAUAGCGAACUAAAUAGUGUUGCGUGUCACAAUGGGAAAAUCAAGGAGAAAAGAGGCAGCGCUGAUGAGGCCAAAACCGUGGACACAAAAUAAGCCAAACGUUGAAUUUUUAAAUCACCACCACACUGUCCACUAUCUCCCGCAAAAAAAAAAAACACUAUUAUGUCUCGUUUUCUUAGUGAACGCAAAUGGGAAGGAGAUAACAACUAAAACAAAACUAAAACAAACGAACAAACAAAAACAAAUGAAAUACAACGACGACUGUGAAAAUUGUGAAAACCCGACCCCGUUCGUGUGUGAACUUUUGCAUGGACAGACCUCUCUUACAAACACAGCCCGAAAUAAAACAAAAACAUACACUUACAAUUUAGAAUUGGUGACACGCCACACACAAACACACGUACAUGAAUCGGAUGUCGUCCAAAACUCGGGGGGAAUGGUACAAACUGAACCCGGGGGCGAUUUUUUGGGAGCUCACCUUGCUAUGGGGUAAAACUUUACAAACAGAAGAGACAAACGCAUAAGCAGCAAAACGACGGAGAAAAACAAGAAAAAAAAACUAAUGAUAUUUAUGUGAGCCAACGAAGUAAAAGUGGGGUUUAUGGAAAAGAGAGAAGUAAACUAAAGCAGAAAAGCAGGCCGUUUUAGCAGAGAACAGAGCAACAAACAGCAGUUGAGCAGUUGGAAGAGAAAAGAAUGAACGAAACCAGACGCGCGGGGAGGAGCCCAAGCGGUGAAGAUGAGUAAUGCGAACAACAAACCAAGCCAAACAAAAAAGUAAUAAUAAUAAUAAUACUAUUAAUAAUAAAAUUAAUAACACAACUCUUAAAAAAA